This is a messenger RNA of Racocetra fulgida, 221 nucleotides long. The record is from the annotation of a GenBank genome assembly. Lineage: Eukaryota; Fungi; Glomeromycota; Glomeromycetes; Diversisporales; Gigasporaceae.
AAUCUAGUCCAGCAAUAUGUCUUGCUGAGUCUAUGGAGGAAGAUGCACAAGAAUUAUUAGUAAGAAAUCACAACGUCUUUGCAACAGAUAUAUCAGAAAGUGGUCAAACAAUGGGUUUAGAUGCUGAACCAAUAAAGCAAAAACCAUAUUGUAUUCCAUCAGAUGAACAAGAAUUUCUACAAGUAAUCAGAAAAAUGGAGAAGUUAGGAGUCAUUCGUUCA